This is a messenger RNA of Corvus hawaiiensis (hawaiian crow), 5976 nucleotides long. RefSeq names its product protein adenylyltransferase SelO-like. The transcript has 19 exons. The coding region runs from base 1 to 1704 and encodes 567 amino acids. The record is from RefSeq and is a predicted model, not a curated record. Lineage: Eukaryota; Metazoa; Chordata; Aves; Passeriformes; Corvidae.
AUGUGGUGGCGCCGCUGGCUGCCCGCCUGCCUGGCCUGGGGCUGUGUGGCCGCGCUGUGCGGCUCCCGCGGGCUCUGCCCGGCCCCGAACGCCUCCCGCCCCGAGCCGGGUCAGUGCCCGCGGCGCCGGGCGGCGGAGCUCUGCGCCUGGGCCCUGUCCUCCGACAGCCUCCUAGAUCCUUUUCCAGUUGAUGUGAUCCAAGAAAAUUAUGUCCGUAAUGUGAGAAACUGCAUUUUUUCAAUUGUCUAUCCUACACCUUUUAAAUCUAGAGUUCGUCUUGUAGCUGUUUCAGAGGAUGUUCUUGAAAAUAUUUUGGAUCUUGAUGUAUCUGUCAAAGGAUCGUCUGAUUUUCUGGAGUUCGUCAGUGGUGCGAAAGUGAUAUUUGGGUCUGUUCCAUUGGCCCAUAGGUAUGGGGGUCACCAGUUUGGUAGCUGGGCAGGUCAGCUGGGGGAUGGAAGAGCCCACUUGAUCGGAGUAUAUACAAACAGGCAUGGUGAGAGGUGGGAACUGCAGUUAAAAGGGUCAGGAAAGACCCCAUACUCCAGGAAUGGCGAUGGAAGAGCUGUGCUUCGCUCUUCUGUUCGAGAGUUUUUGUGUAGUGAGGCCAUGCACUAUCUUGGAAUUCCUACAAGCAGAGCUGCUAGCUUAAUUGUAAGCGAUGAUGAUGUGUGGAGAGACCAAUUUUACAAUGGAAAUAUUAAGAAAGAAAGAGGUGCAAUAGUGCUACGACUUGCCAAAUCAUGGUUUCGUAUAGGAUCCUUGGAAAUCUUAACUCACUCUGGGGAACUGGAUUUACUAAGAAGAUUGCUAGACUUUAUCAUCCAGGAACAUUUUCCAUCAAUAGCUAUGAACGAUUCAAAUAGAUAUCUGGAAUUUUUCUCUACAGUCGUGUCAGAGACUGCAAAUCUGAUUGCAAUGUGGAUGUCUGUGGGGUUUGCACAUGGUGUUUGCAAUACAGAUAACUUCAGUUUAUUAUCCAUAACAAUAGAUUAUGGUCCAUUUGGAUUUAUGGACUCCUAUGACCCCAAUUUUGUUCCAAACACAUCCGAUGAUGAAAGGAAGUAUAAAAUAGGAAAUCAGGCAAGUGUUGGGCUGUUUAAUCUGAGCAAGCUGUUACAAGCUCUAAAACCUUUAUUGGAUCCCAGGCAAAAUCAGCUAGCUUCCCAGAUUUUGGAGGGCUAUGGUGAAUACUAUUACAGCCGUUUCACAGAACUAUUCAAAACAAAAUUGGGUCUUCUUGGGGAGAAUGAGAAUGAUAACUUUUUGAUUGCUUUCCUUUUAAAAAUCAUGGAAGAUACAAAGGCUGAUUUUACAAUGACAUUCCGAGAGCUGAGUGAAAUUACUGCUGACCAGUUAAAGGAGCUCAGUAUUCCUGAGGAGUUCUGGGCUCUCCAGGAUCUGGGUAAACACAAAUUAUUUUCAGAAUGGGUUACUAUGUACCUCCUGAGAUUAAACAGUAACAAGGGUGAUUCAGACACCAAAAGAAGAACAAGAAUGACAACUGUUAAUCCUAGAUACAUACUUAGGAAUUGGAUGGCGGAAUCAGCAGUGCAAAAAGCUAAUUUGAAUGAUUUCUCAGAGGUUCAGCUCCUAGAGCAGGUUUUACAACACCCCUUUCAGAGGCAGGAGGCUGCAGAGAGAGCAGGGUACUCCCUGCACCCCCCAGCUUGGGCCAAGCACCUGAAAGUGAGCUGUUCGUCCUGAGGGAAAUUUGAACAAGCAGCAAGAAUGAUCAAGGUCAAAGCUCAAGCCUUCAAAUAGGGCUAAUGGAUCAAGCCACAGGAAUCUCUCCCUUAGACUUUGUGGACUGUAAUCUGCUACUGUUCCUGACCAACUUAUGAAGUCUUAAGAUUAAAGAAAUGCAUCACUGUGUAUGAUUGCAUCAGCAAAUUAUAUUGGCAUUGACGACUCUGCCCUUCACAUUCAGCUGCACGUUACUUUGAGUCCCAGUAUUUAAGUUCUGCCAAAUUGUCACACUUAAACUCUCAAAAUUCAUGGCUGAUCAGGUGGGUCUUAAUAGCUUUUAGUGACUGAUCAAUUUAAAAUCCAUCUAAGCUAGUUUUAAUAAUGCAAUAUUUUGAUGAAUUUUCCUCUUACUCUUACACACUGCUCAAAUAUAGUUGUAUUCUGCAGACAUAAAUGUUCUUAAAUCUUGCAGACCUGGCACAGAGGAUCAUCUUAGACCUUGACACCUUUUCUCAUCCUGAUUAUGUUUUGUCUCAAUCAUCUGACAAGAGAUUUAAAGGAAAUUCAGUGAAAUAAUUAGCAAAGAUGUCUGUCUUGGGAAUGACUUACUCCAGUAUAAGUUUUUGUAUCUUGGCUGGUAUCAGGUGCCUAUCAAGCCUGGACCACUGCUCUUUGAAAGUAUCUUUUUGAUAGUAGUAGAAAGAUUAUUGGUGCAUAGAUAUGAAGUCUCUGGAAGAAUUCACUGUUUGGACCUGGAAAUGGACUGUCUUGGAAGCAUCUCACUACGUAUGUAGUCAGGUCAGUGCACUUUUGUACCCAGCCACCCAGUGCUGUAAGGGACUAACAGAAAUCUUGCAGGGAAAGUAUUUAAAGUUCUACUGAAGCUGUUACAUAGAAGUCAUCUGAGUAAGAAAGACUAGUCUUUGAGUCCUGGGUCUUGUUACUUGUUCUUUUUUGAUACUCUAGUUCCACAAAACUUUACGUGUCUAAUUAAGCCAAAAUUAAUACAUCAGCAAUCAGGUCUAACAUUAUGCUAGAAAAUUUAAGGGAAAAAAUCUCUUAUUUGAGGGCUUUGUUACUUCUUGAUCUUACCUUGUCUGUUCCCAAAACCAAAAUGGUUUGUUCUAGGAUCUCCAAAUUUUUUGAGUGCCAGUGAUUCUGAAACAGAGGCUAUUAAGUGGUAUAAUUAAAAUUUCACAGAUCUAUUUCCGAAAAUGUGGAAAAAAAUGUGUAUUAUUACAAAUCUUUCAGAGACUAAAAGAAUAUUUGAAUACCUUCUUAACUAUAAUCAACACAAUUAUUCAGGACAGUUUCCCCUCAGACAUACAGCUGUUGAAAUAUAAAGGCAGUUGUUGAACUGUAAAUAGUAGUAUCAUAAUGGGGGGCACAAUACAGGUAUUUAAAUACAGUUUUCUGAAAAUCCAGUCUGAAGUGUGAGCGUCAGACGUGUGCAAGUCCAGCCUGGGUUAGCAUUCCUUGUGCAGGCAGCGAGUGCCCUCCUGCCAUCACUGGGAUCAGUGUCAGAGCUGGCACCACCUCCAGCCAGAGGUGUGGGCUGCUGGGGGCCUGUGGAAGCCCCUCAGCUCUGGGCUGUGUUCUGGCCUACUGGAACCCUAGCAUUGAUGUCUCUUCUGGGACAAUUCCAAGCAAAAUGGUGUUGUGAGGAAGUGUGGGAACAUCAGCAUUGCCACUUGCGGAGGAGGGGGUCACACUCAAAUAAGUGAUGAUGUGGAGAACAUAUUUGUGUCUGCAGGGUAAAUGCAGCAGCACUGCAGCUUGGGCCCCACUUCCCAAUUAGGUCAAAGGCAAGAACUCCAAUUUAUGUUUAACCAAACAUCUGGGAAGUUUCUGUUGUGUGUGGGACAAACAUGGCUGCCCGUACAUCUUUACCUCAUGGAAUAACUGCAUAAAUACAAAGCAUUUCUAUACUGCUUUUUUCUUCAAAGUGUUUUAUACAUGGUAAAUCCUUCUAGUGGCAAGUGGGCCUCUGCUUCAUUCAUAUGUUACAGGUAAAGAAAGCCUCCAGCAUCACAAGGUGAAACCAGAACAGCUCAAAUAAGGAGCUGUUUUACAAACAGUGGCAUGUUCUGCUCCCUGUGCACCCUGUGACACUUUUUCCAGGUUCUUAAAAAAUACCUGAAAGAAUGAAGCAAGCCCUGAAAAUUGGUUUCACUACUCCUCUGGCUGCAGAGAGUAGGUCAGCUAUUUCUUCUUUCCAGUAGUUCGUUCAUGGACUUGGUCAUGUCUUCUUGGUUUAUAUGAAGGCCAAUCUCCAUUUUCUUUCCCCUAGUUUUACCAUGAGUUUACAUCAUCUGGCUUUAAUAACUAUUCUCAUUUCAUAACAGUCAGUACUGACUGUUAAAGGGGAGCAAACUUCCUGAGCCUGUUCUGCAAGAGCAUGAGAAUUCUAAAGACUUAAUGGUACUGAAUCUCUUGUGUUCUGUGUGUUUCCCUCAAACAAUACACGUUUCCCAGUUACUGUGAGACUGUCAAUCAACAAUAGUUCUGUCCGGCAGCUUUGCCACAAUUCAUUUACGUUUCUACUUUUCCACUCUUGAAGUGCCAACAAAUAGUGUAUGAAAAACUUAAAGCAUAUGGUUAUCCCAAAACUACCUGUUAACUGUUUUGUAGAAGUUGAGAAAUGAGCCCACAUUGUGCUCAGCAUUUUGUACCACCUCCCUUUCCGCUUCUUGAUCUUAAUCAUUGGGGUUUAUUAUGACAAUGUGAACAUUCAUACCAUGUUUCAUGGUCUAUUCCCUGAAAAUCUCUGGCUUCCACUUGCAGUUCUGAAGCUGCUUCAUCUUUCAUGUUACAUAAACAACAGUGAUCCUGGAGCAGAUGGGGAAUAACAAUACUGAGGCUGGUAAUCAAACCGGUAUUUGUACUCUCAUCCUCCUUCUCUAUGAGAGGACAGUUACAAAAGGGCAGCAGUGCUGAUCCCCCAUGUAGGGGCUUUUCCACGUAACUCUAACCUUUCUAAUCCUAAGGACUGAUGGAAAAGUGAUUGCUUGAAGUAGAUCCUUCUUCCAUAUCAGUCAUACAAGAGCCCAAAGGAGAUGACAGCUGCUGAGACUGCUUCCAUUUCAGGAAUGGAGAAAGGUUAAAAAGAACAUGCUGGAAUUUGAGAUCUUUGCAGGCUAAAAUACUGUAAGCUCUAGUGAUGUACAGACCAUUUAUAUGGUAGUAAGUUAGGUAGAGGUGGAAGGAUUUUCUUUUUAUACACUCUGAAUUACAGCACUGGAACAUCUUUUUUGUAUUUUGCAGUGUAUUUUGGUACAUGAUCAAGCCAGAUAAUCGUGUGUCAAUAGGAGGCAGGUUUGUUCUUUGAAUGGAGUUUAAAUCGUACGUUUUAGAAAUUCAGUGUAACCACGUACAUACACAAAAUAGUUGACAGAGGUCUAAUCAUAGCAUUUUACUUGAUUUCCGGCAUUUUCUGUCGGCUUUUUUUUUUUUUGCUUUGAAGAAAGUUCAACUUCUUUUGUGUAAGUGCAUGAAUUAUGAUUGACUGCAGAUGUAAAAGGUAUAAAAUUAAUUUUAUUGUGUUGCAACAAAAGGGAAGGGAGGAAAUAGGGUGGGAAGCUGAGAGUUCUGUUGAGAAGAGUGAAUGCCAGAAAAGCCACAUAAAAGUCUCAGUGCGUUGUGACCUUAUUGUGCAACAUUUUUCUAAGGUCAUAUUCUGCUGUAUUUUGAUGCUGGGUGUGUAUUUCAUAAAACUCAUUUGAUUUAAAAAUAGUUGACUAGCAGACAGCUGUUGUCACCUAAGUAUGUAAAAAAAGUGCACUCCUAAUACCUUGUCAGAAGAUGACACCAAGCUCUUCAAUGAGUCUGCAUAAUGCUUACUUCAGUUACAUAUGGAGAGAGAUUGGCAAACAGUAAUCCUUUCCUCUUUUUUUUUUUUAACUCCUAGUAUUAACCCUCUUACCUAAUUGGUAUUUUUGUAUUUUUAACCCUGCACUUUGAACUGAGGCUUCAACUAAAUGUAUGAGCCUUGCACUGGUCUUGAGAGCAUUUCUCAGUUUGGCAGUUUGAAGGUGCUGAGAUACCUUUUGAAUGUCCCAGCAUGUCAGUUCAAGACUUCCAGGUGACACUUUUGUUAGUGGUGGGCAUAGUUCUCUUGGUGAGAGCUUUUUGCUCAGUUCAGCUGAAAGCAAGGGAGCUCAAAUACCAUUAACAGCUGGAUGGACUCUCUGUGUCAGCUUAACACAGUGUUUAAAGCAAAAUCAUUUCAGGAAGAAAUGCAUGUGGUUUCAAACAUUGUUUUCAGCAUAAAAUAAAAUUAAAUUAAAUUAA